AUGGCUUUGUCUACUCUGAACAGAUCUUCUCGAGUUGAGACAGGAAUACAGCGUAUGUCGGAGUCUGUGUUUGUGGUACUGUGUGAGAUAUUGGGGACCUCACAACAGGUGGCUAUAAGGAGGGAGACAGUGGACAUCACAGAGAUGCUGGAUAGACGAGUGACACCUACUGAUCGACACAUUGCGAUGGUGAGUGGAAGUAGGAGAGAAGGUUUCAGACUGAAGGGAUCAGAUGUGGACUGGAUGUUCUGGCCAAACAACCACCGAGUGAUCAUGGACAUGUCUCAGUCUGAGUAUUAUAACAACACAGCACAAAAAGCCUUGAUUCUCUCUGACGGUUCUGAGAGUCCACCAGGAUUCACUCUACUUCUACUUCUGACACCAACAAUAUGCAGUAAAACAGUCCAAUCAGCAUGUGUCAAAAUGAAUGGCAGAGUCUAUAUAUCUAGUUCUAUACACAGACAAUUAACUUGUUCUGCAGUAUUUUCUAAUUCUACUGUACAUGGACCCUGUGGUAGUGGUGCAAUUGGAGUACAAGAAUAUGACACUGCUUUCUGUUUUGUUUGUGACUUUUGGCCUCCAUCUGCCUCUUUAUGGAUAGACAGAUGUCACUCGUGGCCUGGCCCAGAAGUUGUCAAUGACAUUGUCAGAAGUGGAUGUCACUUUGUAGCAAUAGGGCACCCGUUCGGGCCCCAUGAAAAUGAAGAAUGGAGAUUUUCUUAUUCUCAGGCCGAAUAUAAACUAGUAUACUCAAUGAACCACUCUCAGUUUUUGACAUAUGGAUUGUUAAAAUUAUUUUUAAAAGAAGUUAUUAAUCAACAAUCAGAAGAAACCAAUAAACUGCUGUGUUCCUAUCACAUGAAGACAACAGUUUUUUGGGCGAUACAACAAAACACACAACCUCACUGGUGUCCACAAAAUCUCCUGGCCGGUUUCUGGGUCUGCUUUAAACUCCUCCUUAAAUGGGUGUAUAAGGGGAUCUGUCCCAACUUUUUCAUCCCCCAAAACAACCUGUUUCUGACAAAGGUCCAUGGCUCAGCACAAAACAGAUUAUUCCUACAGUUACAUGAAUUGUACAAGAAAGGUCUGGCCUGUCUGUUACAGAGUCCCUCUAUCAGGUCCCACCUCAUUGAUGUCCUGUACCAUCCCAGACUUUUUAUUUGUGUAGAUGAAAAACUAAUCGCGCCUGAAAUCAUCACUGAUGUUGAACUUUUUUUGGCGAUCCUAGAAAGCAUGCGUAAUCAGCACUUAGCAGAUCUCUAUCAUUGUAUGAAAUGCCUUAUCACAGUACAACAUUUAAUAGCUUCACCCCUGACAGAGUGUCAAAUCAUCAAACUACAGACACACACAGCGGACAAUUUUAAGAACAUUGCAUUUAUUCUAAAAAACAUGCAAAUUAAUUCAAGUGACAACAAACAUACGUAUAUCGCUGACCAAAUGUCCCUCCACAUGCUAAAACUAGCAGCCACGUUUGGGUUUCUUUCAGACAUGUUGUACAUUGCCAUGUAUUAUUACAAGACAUUAAGAUACAGGGAAGCUAUAUCUGUUAUAGAGAUGUCAAAGGUCAAGUUAGCACAGCCAUAUGUGAUGUCUAUGAGCCAUGAAGACAUAGAGAGGUAUACCGAGGCUGUAGGGGGGCAGUCCUGGUCUACUAAGUUGAGACUGGCUGUUGCGUUUGAUAUAGAACUUAGCACUGCUAUCUGUUUUAUCAGUGAAAUUAUACCAGAACAACAGUCUGUUCGACAGAACAAGGGUGGUGCAUUAUAUAUCCCAGUGUUUGUAAUGUUACACUUUCUAGAGUUCUUAUGUUACAGACACAUUGACACAGCAUUAUCACAAGCAGCUCUAGAUGAGCUACAGGUCCUGGUCCACCAUAAUCAGGGGCUGUAUACACGUGAUAUGCGUAGAGGCAUCUCCUGGGAGAUCCUGGGGAUCUGUCAACAGAUCACAGGGGACCUUCAGGCUGCUCUAUACUCAUACCAACAGUCACUUAUCACACAGGGUCCACGCAGCAAAAUAAAAACAGCUACACAGAAAAAAAUACAGGACAUAAUGGAGAUAACCGCACAGUAAAUAGAUACAUACAGUUCGAUGUUUUUGUUUUGCACAAACACUAUUGCGGCCAUCCAUUGGGAAUAUGUUGUAACAUAUAUUACAAUAUGUAUUGUAAUACAUAUUAUAAUACCCGGUAUAUUCCCA
Molecule: messenger RNA, 2199 nt
Organism: Magallana angulata
Lineage: Eukaryota; Metazoa; Mollusca; Bivalvia; Ostreida; Ostreidae
Exons: 2
Coding region: 1-2073 (690 amino acids)
Source: RefSeq, a predicted model, not a curated record